Penicillium subrubescens is the source of this 2112-nucleotide messenger RNA. RefSeq names its product Zn(II)2Cys6 transcription factor. The transcript has 7 exons. Lineage: Eukaryota; Fungi; Ascomycota; Eurotiomycetes; Eurotiales; Aspergillaceae. Gene Ontology annotation, molecular function: DNA-binding transcription factor activity, RNA polymerase II-specific; zinc ion binding; transcription cis-regulatory region binding. Bases 1 to 2112 code for a protein of 703 amino acids. The record is from RefSeq and is a predicted model, not a curated record. Gene Ontology annotation, cellular component: nucleus. Gene Ontology annotation, biological process: regulation of DNA-templated transcription.
AUGAGCGAGCGCGGUUCGGAGAUUGUGUUUCGGGCGGAGAACAUUCCGAUCCGCUUCUUCAAAGCAUGCCGGUGGUGUCGUAGGCAGAAGAUGCGCUGUGAUGCGCGUACACAAGUACCCUGCUUUCGCUGUCGCUCGACUGGUCGUGACUGUAUCCUCGACCCUAUUGAAGAUGCCAGACGUCGCAGUGACCGUCGAAGGAAGACUACAACGCCCGCGCGCGGCCCCGCAGUGACUUCGCCACUUGAUCAGAGAAGCGGGCUUCAUACUCCUAUAUCAAGGGAGCAAGAGUAUUCCCCAAUUGCGGGAGGCGAUGCUAGCUUUGAUGCCUCGAUUGAUUCACUGCCCAACUCAUCGGCAUUUGGUGACUUGCGUCGGUCUCAAACUGUUGAUCAGCAUGGACCGGAAUCGCAGCAGCUAAGUCCUAAUGACAUGAUUGCUCCAGCGUCAGCGGUUCAUUCCAUGUCUGUGAACCUCCUCGACAAUAACCAUAUUUUUUUAGACAAUUCAUCUAAAGGUGAUGGAAGAGGCGAUAUUAUUGCUCGUGGUAUUGUCAGUGAAGAAAAUGCUAGAGUGAUGUACGAAAGAUUUGUUGGCGGAAGCAAGAAUUUCUUGCCGCUAUUUGACCCAAUACGUGACACGUUCGACUCUAUUCGAUCACGUUCCCUGUUUUGUUUCACAGUGAUAAUCUAUCUUGCGAGUCGAGCCGUGAUGGAUUUGCGUGGCGACACACAUAUGCAGCGUGUAUUGCAGGACGAAUCGCAGAGACUCGCCGAAGACAGCUUUUUUGAACGGCCUACCAAACUUGAGACUGUGCAGGCGAUGAUCCUUCUAGCCGCCUACUCGGAGAAAACAUGGUUCUCCACCGCGCUCAUUUUGCGCACUGCUUUGGACUCGGGCUUGGAGAAAUCGCUCGAUACGUUGUUAUCUCAAGAGACUCUUCCUCGCAGUUCACUCUCUGCCUCAAUGGCAGAACGUCAGUUGGUGUGGGAGGUACGGACGUGGCUCAUUAGUUUCACGCUAGAACUGGAUGUUGCGUCUGGGACAGGCCGAAAAUCUCGCAUUGGCGAGGUUGAUGUCAUGAAACUUCGAAGAUUUCUAGACUACCCUCUCUCAUUACCUUGUGAUAUGCGCACAGUAUGCAUUAUUGAGCUUCAUCAGCUUCGAGGGCAUUCGCGCAUUGUAAUUGACAAUUCAGGCUCGAUCCGAGAAAUAGUAUCAACAGAACUACCAACAAUCAUGACGAAGCUACAGAACUGGUGGACUACAUGGGAUGAAAUCCACAACAACAACGGCUUUCAUGCUGGCGCUUUUCAGCGAAGCAGCCUGAAGCUCAUGCUGCUCUAUGCGAGGAUAUUUGUCCUCUGUGCCUCUUUGGCUCGCAUUCAAAAAUUACAGCCGGGGUCCUCCAACUUUGAGUCUGAGGGAAUCGACCAAAAUGUCAUGAGCCUAUGGCAAUCCCUGGUUGCAACGAUCAUGGACCAGCUAGCGUUCUUGAUUGGCGAACCGGCCUAUCGAUGUCAAUUUCCAUGGGCACCAACAUACCCUGCAUUGACAGUUGCCUUUGUCACUACCUUUGCACUUCGAAUCGCUCGCUGGCGUCCUAAUCUCAUAGAUCAAGAUCUUCUUCUCGAGAGAGCUGAAAAGAUUUGCGAUUUCCUGAAACAGCCACCAUACCCCGAUAUCCACCGCACAGUUUCUAUCUUCGUCAAUUAUGCUCGCGCUCUCAUUGCUAGUCAGCGCCCCCUCGGCAAUGAUCGACAGAGCAAUGGCAGUACAGAACCAACUCACAUGUCCGAGCAAGGCGAUGGGCACGUGCCUCCAUACAGGGGUCCGGACAGUCCCAUGCAGAAUGCCCCUCCUUUGGCACCACUUGAGGAUACUCGAUACAGAGGCGGCACGACCAUCCCGAGUGACAAAGACUCAAAUAUGGUUCCAAUGCCAGGUGGCGAUGUAGCUGCAACAACCAGACCGCCUCUCCCAAGGCUGCCUGACACUAUGGAUGCCCCUACUUGGACGAUUUCCAAUUCCAUUGCAGACUCAUUCGGGCUCUUCGAGGAGGGUCAGAAUGAUAUCUUUGACUUUUUGCCUAUGAUGCCUUCUUUGCCUUGA